Molecule: messenger RNA, 1026 nt
Organism: Macroventuria anomochaeta
Lineage: Eukaryota; Fungi; Ascomycota; Dothideomycetes; Pleosporales; Didymellaceae
Product: calcium-dependent phosphotriesterase
Exons: 2
Coding region: 1-1026 (341 amino acids)
Source: RefSeq, a predicted model, not a curated record
AUGGAUCAGCCUAUAUUCCUCGUCUACAAUGAGCAGUUCCAAUCCAUACUUGGCACCGGGGCAGAUCUCAAGGUUGCUUUCGAGGAAGACUUCCCGUUCGCCUACCAAGGCGGCGUCUACACGCCCGCCAACGAUGUCCUCUACGUAACCAGCAACCAAUACAGCCUAGCCACAGGACAGGACAAAGUCGCCAUCGUCAGCAAGAUGACCCGCAACAUCUACGGCCAAUGGGCCCGCCACCAAGUCCCCAACCAAGUCCGCAACCCCGCUGGCGGAGCUGCGUACGACGACGGCGUACUCGAUGGCGUCCUCUUCUGCGCCCAAGGGGACAUGGAGAACCCCACCGGCCUCGUGCAGAUGGAAGCAGACUACCCCUUCCGCAUACGCACGCUCGUCAACAACUACUACGGGCGGCGAUUCAACUCGCUGAAAGACGUUGCCGUGCACAGCGACGGAAGUAUAUACUUCACUGACCCUGUGUACGGCCAUGAUCAGGGCCUGCGACCAGCCCCUGAGCUGCCGAACCAGGUAUAUAGGUUUGAUCCGCAUACAGGCGAUGUGAGGGUUGUGGCUGAUGGGUUUGGGCGGCCGAGUGGGAUUUGCUUUAGUCCGAAGGAAGGGACGUGUUAUAUCAGUGAUACAGAGUUUAUUCACGGAAAUGGGCAUGUGGAUUUUGAGAGAGCGAGUACUAUAUACGCGUACGACGUCGGAGACCGCGCGCAAUCGAAGUUCCUUAUGAACCGUCGCGUCUUCGCCAUGGCCGACGUCGGCGUGCCCGACGGCUUGAAGUGCGAUUUAGCUGGCAACGUGUACGCUGCAUGCGGUGACGGUCUGAGUGUAUGGAGUCCAGGCGGUGUAUUGCUGGGCAAAGUGCUUGUUCCCGGCGGGCUGGCGAACUUCUCCUUCGGGCGCAAGGGCGAGCUAUUCCUGCUCAAUGGGAAGAAGCUCUGGAUUCUGAGGGUCGCGGACACUGUCAAAGGCGCGCUGGUAAAUCGAGAGUCGCUGAGGUACGAAGAAGUGGACUAG